CCCGGCCAUCUCCAUCACUGCCAUCCCUUUCUCCCUCCUCGCCUUCUCUCUCUACAGCGCUCACUCACGCGCUUGCCAGGCCUGCUUCUCUGGCCGACCUCGUCCCAUCACUGUACUCUCUCUGCUCUCUUUGAUCGACGAGCGAGCAAUUUGCAUGUAGAAGAUCACAAGGGGUUGCAGAGGCUGCGGAAAGGUAGCUAGAUCUAAGCUUGGGGGAGGAGGAGGAGGAGGAGGGGAGAGAGAGAGAGAGGGGAAGCUAGCCUGUGCGUGUAUGGUGAGGUGUUAGGGUUUGAGGAAGGAGGAGGAGACUAGCAAUAGCAAGCUAGAUAUGCCCGGAGGGUUGAUGAUCCCCGGCCGGAACAUGCCGACGGCGGCCAUGAUCGGUGGCGGCCUCGCCAGCUACGCCGCCUCCCUCGGCCAGAACAUGUUGGAUGGGCCGCAUCAGCUGCCGGUGAUGAAUCAGCAUGGCCAGCAGCUGCUGCAGCAGGCGGCCGCGAGCGAGAGCGACACGCGCGGCCCGCGGCACGACGAGUUACUGAUGGAGAGCAAGUCCGGCACCGGCAGCGACAACAUGGAGGGCGGCGGCGGCGGCGGCGGGUCGGGCUCCGGCGGCGAGGAGCUGCAGGAGGACGACCUCGGCCUGCAGCGGCCCCGCAAGAAGCGCUACCACCGCCAUACCCAGCACCAGAUCCAGGAGCUCGAAGCAUUCUUCAAGGAGUUCCCUCACCCUGACGACAAGCAGAGGAAGGAGCUGGGCCGGGAGCUGGGCCUGGAGCCUCUCCAGGUCAAGUUCUGGUUCCAGAACAAGCGCACCCAGAUGAAGACGCAGCAGGAGCGGCAGGAGAACACGCAGCUGCGCGCCGAGAACGAGAAGCUGCGCGCCGAGAACGCGCGCUACAAGGACGCGCUCGCCAACGCCGCCUGCCCCAACUGCGGCGGCCCCGCCACCGCCGUCAUCGGUGAGAUGUCCUUCGACGAGCACCACCUCCGCCUCGAGAACGCGCGCCUCCGUGACGAGAUCGACCGCAUCUCCGCCAUCGCCGCCAAGUACGUCGGCAAGCCCGCCUCCGGCCUGCCCAGUUCCAACAUCUCCUCCGCGGCCGCCACCGCGCCCUACCCGCCGCUCUCCUCCCACCACCUCCUGCCCGGCGCGGACAUGUUCGGCGGCCUCCAUCAUCACGGCGCCGCUGCCGGGUUCGACAAGCCGCUGGUGAUCGAGCUCGCCGUGGCUGCCAUGGAGGAGCUGGUCCGGAUGGCCCAGCUCGGCGAGCCGCUCUGGGUCCCCGCCCUCGUCGACGGCGCCGCCGCCGAGGCACUCAACGAGGAGGAGUACGCGCGCUCAUUCCCCAGGGGCGUCGGCCCCAAGUCGCCGGAGCUCCGCUCGGAGGCGUCGCGGGAGACCGUCGUCGUCAUCAUGAACCACGUCAGCCUCGUCGAAAUGCUCAUGGACGUGAACCAGUGGUCGACGCUGUUCUCGAGCAUUGUGUCGCGGGCCGGCACGCUAGAGGUGCUCUCCACCGGCGUCGCCGGCAACUACAACGGCGCGCUGCAGCUGAUGACGGCGGAGUUUCAGAUGCCGUCGCCGCUGGUGCCGACGCGGGAGAGCCAGUUCGUGCGGUACUGCAAGCAGCACGCUGACGGCAGCUGGGCGGUGGUGGACGUCUCGCUUGAUGGCCUGCGCGGCGGCGUGCUGGGGAGCGCGCGUGGGCGGCGCCGCCCCUCGGGCUGCCUCAUCCGGGAGAUGCCAAACGGCUACUCCCGCGUGACGUGGGUGGAGCACGUGGAGGCGGACGACGCGAUGGUGCACGACCUGUACCGCCCCCUGGUGAGCUCCGGCCUGGCGUUCGGCGCGCGGCGGUGGGCGGCGGCGUUGGAGCGGCAGUGCGAGCGCCUGGCAAGCGCCAUGGCCAGCGGCGUCCCUGCGGCGCCCGCUGGCGGCGGCGCCGACGCCGGGGUGGUGACGUCGGCGGAGGGGAGGCGGAGCAUGCUCAGGCUGGCGGAGCGGAUGGUAGCGAGCUUCUGCGGCGGCGUGACCGCGUCGACGACGCACCAGUGGACGACGCUGUCGGGGAGCGGCGCCGAGGACGUGCGCGUGAUGACGCGCAAGAGCGUGGACGACCCCGGCCGCCCACCCGGCAUCAUCCUCAACGCCGCCACCUCCUUCUGGCUCCCCGUGCCGCCGGCGCGCGUCUUCGGCUUCCUCCGCGACGACGCCACCCGCAGCGAGUGGGACAUCCUCUCCAACGGCGGCGACGUGCAGGAGAUGGCCCACAUCGCCAACGGCCGCGACCACGGCAACGCCGUCUCCCUCCUCCGCGUCAACAACGCGAACUCGAACCAGAGCAACAUGCUGAUCCUACAGGAGUGCUGCACGGACGCGACGGGGUCGUACGUGAUCUACGCCCCCGUGGACGUGGUGGCCAUGAACGUGGUGCUCAACGGCGGGGACCCGGACUACGUGGCGCUGCUGCCGUCGGGGUUCGCCAUCCUGCCCGAUGGGCCGGGAGCGGGCGGCGGCGGGUCGCUCCUCACCGUGGCGUUCCAGAUCCUGGUCGACUCGGUGCCCACCGCCAAACUCUCGCUGGGCUCCGUCGCCACCGUCAACAGCCUCAUCUCCUGCACCGUCGAGCGCAUCAAGGCCGCCGUCGCCGCCGACAACGCCCACCGGUGACCAUAUUCUACCAUCCAUCAUGCCAAUGGAGAAGAAUCUGGGGAGGGAUCAAGAGCGGGUUGAAUCAAAGUAAAAUUAAAUUUGAGAGGAUUUGGCAACGCGGGGAGUCAAGAACGCACCGCUUUCUCUCCUUGACAAGUGUUGCCCUGAUUCAGAAGUAGCGAUGGGGCAACACUCUGCAAGGGGGUUGGUUCGGGCAUUGACUUUUCUCUCUUCCUCUCUCUCUCUCUCUCCUUCAAUCGACCUGCCAGUCUCUCUCCAGAAGCUCCAUGGAUUGUAGUAGAAGUUCAGCUAGCAGCUAGACAAUGCAUGCCGUGCAAACUUUUUUAAUUUGACUCUGUUGUAAUGAGUCUGUACCUGUGUCUUGGUGUUCCUCUGUCUCCUCUAGUUUUCUUAUCUGCAUGCAUGGAGGAUUAAUCUCAAUUUGACUUGGAGAUUGCAAAAGUUUGAACCGGUUAAUUGGACCUUUUUU
Phragmites australis (common reed) is the source of this 3143-nucleotide messenger RNA. RefSeq names its product homeobox-leucine zipper protein ROC7-like. The record is from RefSeq and is a predicted model, not a curated record. NCBI's taxonomy places the organism in Eukaryota, Viridiplantae, Streptophyta, Magnoliopsida, Poales, Poaceae. Gene Ontology annotation, molecular function: lipid binding; DNA binding. The coding region runs from base 329 to 2671 and encodes 780 amino acids. The transcript is spliced from 8 exons.